Magallana angulata is the source of this 1515-nucleotide messenger RNA. RefSeq names its product proton channel OtopLc-like. Gene Ontology annotation, molecular function: proton channel activity. Lineage: Eukaryota; Metazoa; Mollusca; Bivalvia; Ostreida; Ostreidae. Gene Ontology annotation, cellular component: membrane. Gene Ontology annotation, biological process: proton transmembrane transport. The coding region runs from base 1 to 1515 and encodes 504 amino acids. The record is from RefSeq and is a predicted model, not a curated record. The transcript has a single exon.
AUGGCGAGUCUAGAAGAGAAUGGCAACUUUUCGCGUUUCUUUUUAUUUAAUUCUGCGGUGGCGCCGACUUGUGUUUUUUUGAUAUGUAUUAUCAUAAUGAUUGUAUUUUCCACCACCAAGCCAAUCGCCAAGCCCCGUCCCGUGGUAUGGGGAACAGAAGCUAUCAUGACUCUUCUAAGUAUGAUCGUGACAUUCGUCAUAUGGUAUCUAGUCAGACGAAACACAAGAAAGUUUUUAAUCGAAAAGAAACGGAGAGAUGUCACCUUAAAUAUAAAACUUGUCUUCUUUUGGGCGUUCGGUCUUGCUAAUGUAUUCAACUCUGCUUUCAAUAUGGGAUCAAAUUUUGACUGUUUGCUCAAGGAUGGACAACAACCAUUUCUUUACGCACAUUACAUAACUAUUGUAACACAUUUAACGGAGAUUUUCUUCUGUGUUGGACAACUUGGAUUUUUAAGUUUGUAUGGAAAAUUCAGUUUUAAGCCUUCCGCUCUUAUGAAUUAUGGCAUAUCGCUUAUGAUUAUAGCCCAUCUUCUUCGUUGGUUUAGAUUGCUUUUCGACUCUAUAAUGAGCAAUACCUCGUAUUCGAGAUCAAAUUGGAAUGAAACGUAUCAGAAUGAUUGCUAUUAUUCGUCAAGCGUUACCGUUGUUCUUAAUCACAUGAGUUCUUACAUUAUCCCGAUGGUGACUGAAUACAGUUUGCUCUCUGUUGUUAUAGUUGUCAGAAUGGUGGUUGGUAUCUUUAGUAAUGAAUCGAUUCAAAGAAAUGUAGGGGAAAAUAUUCAAGACAUUUCCGAUGAAACAGCAACAAACGACGAAUUAGUCUCAUCUGAAAUGCUGACAAGACGCCUCUCAGCAACUGCUUCUCUUACAUGUGGAAUAAUAUUUUCGUUGCCAUUUUGUACAGCGUUUACACUAACCUUUUUAGACACAAUGAAUUCAGUUUACGCAUUUCGAAUUAUUAGCACCAUAUACGAAUUGGAAAUAUUAGCUCUUCUGCUUUUUGGGAAAUGGAAAUUUAAAUCUCAGUUUACCGAUAUUUUUAUCAAAGAUAAAACUUUUAGCAAAUACAACAUGACACUCAUAUUCAUUACUUCUGGAGCUGUUGCUUACGAAACUUUUGGUGCAAUAGCUGGACUGAUGAAAGCAGAAAAUAUUUUCUGUUUCCUAUUACUCUUCAGUAAAAUUCUUCAAACAUCAGUCAUUAUCAUACAGACUGAGUUUAUUCUCCACAUGAAGAACAUAUCUUUUCGACCAAAACGCGUUCAGUCAAAAUAUUUCAGAGCCAACCGUAUAUUUUUGUGUAUAUUUGUCAUAAAUAUAAUAAGAUGGCUGAUGGAUAGUAUUGUUAUGGGACAUGAAACGGAUGCAUCAGCAAUUCAGAGGGAGUUUUAUGGAAAUGUUUACUGGGACACUAUUGAACACACCAUAUUUCCUGUUAACGUGUUCUACAGAUUUCUAACAGCAAUGGAAAUGUAUGAACUUUACCGGAACACAAAUAUUAAACAUUCUGUUUGA